Molecule: messenger RNA, 150 nt
Organism: Plenodomus lingam JN3
Lineage: Eukaryota; Fungi; Ascomycota; Dothideomycetes; Pleosporales; Leptosphaeriaceae
Source: RefSeq, a predicted model, not a curated record
AUGACGCGACGCUUAUUGCGCCGCUUACCAGAGAUUGGUGGUGCCUUAGUUUCUGCGUAUGGUAGGUCUGGCAUGCCACGUUCCGUGGUGGCAUGUCAUAUGACCAUGGGUUUAGCGUCAGGCGACUUGGGCUUUACUCCAAGUGGUUAG